UGAAAUAUCCAGAUACCAUCUGAUUCAGCAUUUUAGUUCUUUCAUUUCAAACCGUUCACUGUUUUGACUUUUUUGUGCAACUCUUACUAGUAAUUAAUUGACUAAAUUGGAUCAACAUGUCUAUCGAAAGUUAUAAUGGUGGUGCUGUAAUGGCCAUGGCUGGUAAAGAGUGCUUAGCUGUUGUUUGUGACAAAAGGCUAGGAGCUCGUUUAACCACUAUCGGCAUGAAUCAUAGCAAGAUUUAUGAAAUUAACCCUUACCUCUAUGUGUGCCUUCCUGGUUUGGCUACUGAUGCAUUAACCGUUUACCAGCGAUUAAGAUUCCGUGUUAAUAUGUAUGAACUCAAGGAAAGUCGUAAAAUUUCUCCGCAAGUUCUUUGUUCUAUGCUUUCUAACUUAUUGUACGAGCACCGGUUUGGUAAUUACUUUAUUGGUGGUGUUGUUGCAGGAUUAGACCCAGCUACUGGUAAAACAUAUCUUUACGCUAUGGACUGUUUAGGUGCUAUAACUAUCGGAACAGAAGGUUUUGUUACUGGUGGUCACUGCGAAGAACAAUUAUAUGGUACUUGCGAAGCUCUUUACCGGCCAGAUUUAGGACCUGAAGAAUUACUUGAAGUAGCUUCCCAAGCCUUUCUUUCUGCAUGUGACAGAGACGCUGGAUCAGGUUGGGGAGCCUUUGUAUACAUCGUCACCAAGAAUAAAGUUGAACUUAAAUCUUUAAAGGCCAGGAUGGACUAGUUCAUAAUAAGAUCAAACAGGCUUUUUGUAUUCUCACGUUCACUUUUUUUCUCUACUAAUAUGGAAUAAAUUUGCGAAAAAAGGAAA
Molecule: messenger RNA, 824 nt
Organism: Tetranychus urticae (two-spotted spider mite)
Lineage: Eukaryota; Metazoa; Arthropoda; Arachnida; Trombidiformes; Tetranychidae
Gene: Prosbeta3
Product: proteasome subunit beta type-3
Biological process (GO): proteasome-mediated ubiquitin-dependent protein catabolic process
Cellular component (GO): cytoplasm; proteasome core complex, beta-subunit complex; proteasome core complex
Source: RefSeq, a predicted model, not a curated record